Molecule: messenger RNA, 2640 nt
Organism: Stomoxys calcitrans (stable fly)
Lineage: Eukaryota; Metazoa; Arthropoda; Insecta; Diptera; Muscidae
Product: monocarboxylate transporter 9
Exons: 6
Coding region: 362-2212 (616 amino acids)
Biological process (GO): monocarboxylic acid transport; transmembrane transport
Molecular function (GO): monocarboxylic acid transmembrane transporter activity
Source: RefSeq, a predicted model, not a curated record
UUAAGGCCCGUGAGUCCAUGGCAAUUAGUCGGUUUUGGUAGGCAAAAGUGUCAAGUCGUUGUGUCGGGGAUAAUAAAAGUGAGUGACCGGGUUUCAAGUCCGAGUGCGAAGUUUGGCACAUGUAAUCGGUUAUCGUCAAGGGACCAGUCUAUUAUACCAGCCAGUGGCUUGGAGUUGUUUUGCUUGAACGCAAAUCUAUGUACAUUGGCUUGGUAUUUCAGAGAUCAGUGACUCCGAGUGAGAGAGAACGACCAAAAAUCAGUGAUUAAGUGGCAGCGUAAAAGAAAAGUACUACGCGAAUCCAAAUCAAACUUCCCUGCCAUCCAGCGAGUAAUGCGAACGCGUAUUGGUCUACAGCAAAAUGGGAGGUGAUGACAAACUGAAUAAGACCAUUUCGAGGGAUAUGGAAACCAAGAAUGGCACAAAUAAUUUGACAAAACUUAUAAUUCCGGACAGCACACAAAAAUAUCAGGUGCAACCAGUGCAACAGAUUAAUCCCGCCAAGAAGAAGAAAAAGAAGAGACGCGAUAAAAGUGACGUGGGCGAUAACUUUGUGGCACCCGAUGGAGGUUGGGGUUGGUUGGUGGCCAUAGCCAGUGGUGUUAAUAUUCUGGUAACAUUUGCCAUGGCUCAACAAUUUGGCAUUAUAUUCCGACAACACAUGAACAAUUUGGGAAUUUCCAGUUCGCAGCUAACAACCAUCAUUAAUACCCAAGUCGCUGUAUCUGCAAUAACAGGCCUGCUGAAUGGACCUCUUUUCCGAAGAUUCACCUAUAGACAGGUGGCUUUGGUGGGGUCUUUUUUGACUUUUAUAGGACUUUUCGCCUGUGUCUUUGCCGAGUCUUUCCUUUUCUACGUUUUGUCGUUUUCCAUAUGUUAUGGAUUUGGCAGAGGUCUAACUGUUUCAGCUUCAUCAUUGGCUGUGAACACAUUUUUCAAAGAGAGAAGGCGCACCGCGACCGCCUAUCAGUUUGGCGUUGCCGGUCUUGGACCCAUUGUCCUACCCUACUUAGCCACUUUCCUAUUGCAAAGUUUUGGCGUAAGACACACAGUUCUUUGCUUUGCUGGUCUUUCUCUGAACACCAUUGCCUGCUCGCUGGUCUAUCAACCUGUUAGAUGGCAUGUCAAAAAGAAGGAAAAUGAUCCGGAAUCCAGCAAGAAAUUGACAAGCUUGGAUGAUGAUGACGACAUAAUUACUCAUCCGGUAGAACCGGAAACUCCAGUCUUGCCCCGGGCCAAUGAUGGUUGGUUUGGUUCCAAAACUUCCUUAAAUAAUCUUUCGUAUCGAAAUCGUCUGAGUACCUGGGAAAAACAGCAGCAGGAUCAGAAGCUAAGCGCCAACGGAGAACAAGGUGUGGAGCUAAAACGCCUAAACAGUCAUAACAACAAUAAUGACGGAGGUAGUAAGGUGCGCAGUUUCUCGUUGAGCCACAGUAUUAAGGAGGAGGGGGACUAUGAACAUGAGAAUGGUGAUCACUAUAAUCAACAGAUGCAACACAAGCCCGAUGACAAUUUGAAGAAACCCCCCAAAGACGAAGAUGAGGAUGACGAGGAAGAGGCUCGUAAGAAAAUGUCCUUUUUAAUGAAGAUUGUGGUGUUCUUCGAUUUGGAUUUACUGCGCGACAUCACAUACCUCAAUCUGGCUAUGGGUCUGACAUUGAUCAAUUUUGUCGAAAUUAACUUUGCAAUUCUCACACCAUUUAUUCUCUCUGACUUUGGUUUCGACAGUGCUCAGAUAGCCAUGGCCAUGUCCUUGCUGGGAUUUUGUGAUUUGGUCGUACGCUUCCUAGUGCCGCUUAUCACAGCCAAAAUUAAUCUGAGCAACGAGGCCUUCUUUGGCAUUGGAAUUAUGGGCAUGUGCAUAGGACGUUUCAUUUUGUCGUGCACCACCAACUUCUAUGUAAUGAUUGGCUCGUUUGCCUGGAUGGGAUUGAAUAAAGCCUUCCGCACAGUAUUCUGGUCACUUAUCAUUCCAGGUUAUGUGCCGCUUAAAAGGCUACCAGCUGCCGCAGGCCUACAGCUUCUGCUCUCUGGCCUCUUCUCCAUGGCCUGUGGACCUCUAAUUGGACUGAUACGAGAUCAAACCAGCUAUGCCUUCACGUUGAACUUCCUUAACAUGCUGUGUGUGGUGGCCCUUUCACUGUGGCUGCUAGAAUCCUUGAUACGCAAGUAUCGCACCAAGUCAAAGCCAGUCACCGAUGAGCCCAACUGAUAGAACUCUUUGACGCUGCAAUCGUUGCCCCUUUUGCCAAAAGUCUUACCUUCAAGCCCCAAUUGUAGUUAGUUAAUGUUAAUUAUAGUUCUUUGUUGGCUAUGUAAAUAUGUAGUUAGUUUUACACAAAUCUGUACAUUUUAGUGCAUUUAUUUUUAUAAAAAGGAAAACACAACAAUUGUUAUUUAAUUGCAAAACUCACUUGCGAUUCGCCUUCUCAGAAAUGUUACCGGGCGAAUGAAGAAAAUUUCAUUUUCCAUUUCGAGUAUUAUUUUGGACGCCUAAAGUUGGACAUCCCGAAGAGAAGUGACUGUUUCUUCUCAGAUUUAGGUGCCAAAUCUAAACUGCCAUAAUGCUACCUGACCAAGACUUGUUUACCAAUACGAUAUGUAUUUGGGCUCGUAAUAAAAUAAGAAAUUAGUAAAAGA